CGCGGGGCGGGCCUGCCCGGCUGCAAGAUGGCGGCGAAGGGCUCGCACGCCCAGCUGAAGCGGGACGGGGAGAUCGAGCGGUGCCGCGCCGAGUGCCACUGGGGCCGGCUGCCGGCGUUGGCAGAGCCGCUGCGCAGCUGGGCCGGCUCCCCGCGCAAGGGCGGCGGCGGCGGCGGAGCGCCGGACGCCGAGGACUAUGGGAAUCUACUACUUGCAGAAGCCUUGCUGGAGCAGUGUUUAAAGGAAAACCUUGCCAAAGUGAAGGACUCCAUUCCAUUAAUGGAAAAGAGCGAGCCAGAAAUGAGUGAAGCCAAAAAAUAUCUGACCAGUAUUCUAAACAGGGGAAAAUUACGACCUAAAUAUAUGACGGAAGCCAUGCUGAUUCUAGGGAAGCUCCAUUAUGUGGAAGGAUCUUACAGAGAUGCAGUCAGCAUGUAUGCUAGAGCAGGACUUGAUGACAUGUCCAUAGAAAAUGAACCCUUGUACCUGCUGCGUCUGGUGACAGAAGCAUUUGUCAUCAAAGGUCUGUCGCUAGAGCGUACACCCAAUUCCAUUGCCUCCCAGGCUCGCCUGUGUGAAAGAGAAGAGGAAGUCAUCUCUUGUUUUGAGACAGCGUGCAUUAUUGCACAAGUGUAUUUGCAGGAACUUGAGAAGGCCUUGAACAACACACAUUCAAGAAGUAUAAAAGGCAGCAGCAUGACUUUCUCUGACUUUGAACUCCCUUAUUUCCUGGAAGCAGCUCUACAGAGUGCAUACGUGGCUCACUUAAAGAAAGGAAAUAUCGUGAAAGGAAUGAGGGAUCUGCGAGAAGUCUUACGGACUGUGGAAACGAAAGCUACUCAGAGCUUCAGAAUGACUGCAGCCAAACAGUUAGCUGAAGUACUUCUCCACUCGUUGAGUGAAGACUGCUACUGGAACCCCUUGUCUGAGCCUCUGCCAGAGUUCAUGAACAAGGAAGAUGACUCUUACGUUAGCAAUCUUCUAUGUCGGAGACCUCAGCUCUAUACAGGAGACAACCUGUACUGCCCUCAAGACAACAUAGAAGAGGCUCUUCUUCUCCUCUUAAUCAGUGAAUCUAUGGCGAACCGAGAUGCGGUAAUUAGCCGUGCUCCUGACCAGAAGGAUGAUCGAGCUGUCAGCCUCCAGGAUGCUUCUGCAGUUUAUGACCUUCUGAGUAUCACGCUGGGCAGAAGAGGGCAGUAUGUCAUGCUUUCUGAGUGCUUGGAGCGAGCAAUGAAGUUUGCAUUUGAUGAAUUUCACCUCUGGUACCAACUGGCUCUUUCCAUGGUAGCUUGUGGCAAGUCGGCACAUGCUGUGUCAGUGCUCAAAGAGUGUGCAAAGCUGCAUCCUGCAGAUCCCACUGUUCCUCUCCUGGCUGCCAAGGUCUGCAUUGGGCCACUGCACUGGCUGGAGGAAGGAGAGCAUUUCGCCAAGACAGUGAUAGACCUAGGUGAGGAUACUGGAGAGUUCCUCGCGAAGGGUUAUCUGGCUCUGGGGCUGACAUACAGUCUUCAAGCUACUGAUGCUACCCUGAAGUGCAAUCAAGAUGAAUUACACAAGAAAGCACUUCAGACUUUGGAGAGAGCACAUCACCUGGCCCCUGAAGACCACCAAAUCAUCCUUUACGUCUCAUUGCAGCUGGCUCUCGUCAGACAGAUUUCUGAUGCAAUAGAGCACCUCCAAGAAGCACUGAAACUGUGCAAAGAUGAUAUAAAUUUGCUUCAUCUGUUGGCCCUCCUUUUUUCAGCCCAAAAGCAGUAUCAUCAUGCACUGGAUAUCAUCAACAUGGCUCUCACUGAGUACCCAGAGAGCUUUAGCUUACUCUUCACCAAAGUAAAGCUGCAGUUCGCAUAUAAAGGACCUGAAGAGGCUCUGGUGACUUGUAGACACAUGCUGCACACAUGGCAGAUGGUAUAUAAUGUUUCACAACACAGUGGUUCUGAGAAGGAGAGCAGUGUGACAGAAGUGCCAGUGAGCAAAAAACAUAAUGGGAUACAUCUCACUCUCCCUGAUGCUCAUGAUACUGACUCUGGCUCCCAGCGAGCCUCUUCUAUUGCAGCUUCCAGACUGGAGCAGGCCAUGUCUGAAGUAACUAUGCAGAGUACUGCCAUGAAGCAAGGACCUAUGCAACUAUGGACAACUCUUGAGCAAAUUUGGCUACAAGCUGCUGAGCUUUUCAUGGAACAACAGCAUCUCAAGGAAGCAAGCUUUUGUAUCCAGGAGGCAGCAAGUCUUUUCCCUACAUCUCACACUGUGCUGUACAUGCGUGGGAGGCUUGCAGAGAUGAAAGGCAGCUUGGAGGAGGCUAAGCAAUUGUACGAUGAGGCACUCACAGUGAAUCCAGCUGGAGUGGAAAUUAUGCACAGCCUGGGCCCAGUACUGAGCAGGCUUGGAAGGAAUAACCUGGCUCAAAAGAUUUUGAAAGAUGCCGUCCAGAUAGAGAACACCAGUCACAAAGCCUGGAACCGCCUGGGGGAAGUAUUGCAAGCUCAAGGAAACAAUGAAGCCGCUGUUGAAUGCUUCCUAACAGCCCUCGACCUGGAAUCCAGCAGUCCUGUUGUCCCAUUCACUGUUAUACCCAGGGAACUGUGAAGAUCUUCCCUCCAACCUCACAGUCAUUCAGUAAGCAGAUAUGAAGAAACACAUGCAGAAGAAACUGUUGGCUAGACACAGAAGUGCAGUUGUAAUUUGGAGAGGGGCAAAAAAAAAAAUUCCUAGAACAAGUCUCACAAGUAUGUACUCAGCUGAAAAAAAGAAGUUGAAACACAAGUAGCAAGGAAGAAAGAAAACAAUGCCAUUUUCAUAGGUGCUUGAUCCCAUCCCAGCUUAAUCAGUUGAAAGACUCCUGUUGAUUUCAGCAGAGGUUGGUUUGGGCAUGAGAUGACUAACAGUAGGAUAGAAGCUGCUAGGGUGUAGCUAUGAAAAGCACUUGUAUUGGAAAGGAAUUUCUUGUAUCUUUCAACCUCAUUUGAGAAAGGCUACAUUAGAAAAGGAAUAACAGGAGCUAAAUUCAGACCUGGGGUGAGCAAGUUUAUUGAAAUUGUGAAAAUGCACCUGACUUAUUCAGGGGCCAAAUUUGGCUCCCUAUAUGUGUACAGAGUCACUGUAAUAAAAAGGGGAUAUGACCAAAAUCAAAUAGUUUUGUAAAAAAGUAUCUUAAAAGGCCUGCUAGUUCUGAUUUUCUUCCUGCUACUCCAAGCUGCAGACACAUGCUAUAUUAACAAUAGUUUUUGCCCAGACUGAUUUAAUUUGAAAGACACUUUGCUAAGGGCUGCUGUGGUCUGCUGGUGAGCCACAGGCAUAAAAAAGCCAAAGAUCGAAUCAGUUCAAAUUUGGACCAGUAUUAAAAACUUUUUUUUCUA
Molecule: messenger RNA, 3362 nt
Organism: Alligator mississippiensis (American alligator)
Lineage: Eukaryota; Metazoa; Chordata; Crocodylia; Alligatoridae
Gene: TTC7A
Product: tetratricopeptide repeat domain 7A
Exons: 20
Coding region: 28-2592 (854 amino acids)
Biological process (GO): protein localization to plasma membrane; phosphatidylinositol phosphate biosynthetic process
Cellular component (GO): plasma membrane
Molecular function (GO): protein binding
Source: RefSeq, a predicted model, not a curated record